GUGGCUUUCCGCGAAUUGGAGAGAGCCUAACCGCCCUCUCCGCAAGGACUGUCAGAACCUCUUUGACUUCCUCAAGACCAACACAGCCAAGGUCGUAGUUUUCGACCGCGAAGCCAAUAGAAUGGUCAAGUUCACCGCCCAUGAGACUUGUGCCGUCGGCUUCACUUCCCUCUCCAACACCAACAUCACGUUCACCAACCUUGACACGGCUAACUUCGUCGAGCGCAUGCUUUUUUGGGACGGAGCUCAAUUUGAAUCCGACUAUACAAUCGGUAAGAUGGGCGGGAUGUGCGGCUCCGAGAAAGAAACUCACGUGAAGUACGAGAGCGAGUUUGCACUGGUCUACAGAGAUCCUGAACUUGCCGGCGAAGGCCACGUCGACCCUCCUGAGGACAGCAAGCGAGACAUCAUCUCUACCAUUCCAGCUCCAGAGAUCAUGGAGAAAGGUGCGAUGAUGGUCAAGUCUGGCUCCCCAGAGGACUUGGCUGCUACGGCAGAAAUGGCCAACAUCCCCAGCGACACGAACCCCUCGCUGGACUGGGUCGAUUACACCGUCACCGACGGCAACGGCAAUAACGUCACGGCCCAGCUCAACGCGAAUCUCCUACAUAUCCCCCUCGCCAACAGCAAGGCACUUGGCACCAGACUGGAGAGGGUCGAUACGCCCCUCGGCCCUUCCAAGCGAUGCACGGGCAAGGUCCAGUUCUGGGGUGGCGCCAAGCCCAACUCGCCUCUCAUCGCCGACUGCGAGAAGCUUCGCAACUUCAUGUCUGUCCGCCGCUUCCGCUUCCGAUUCAACCAGGACGAGAUCAAUAGCGGUAACGCCACCCCUCUUGCCAAGGUUGGCUCCUGUCGCAUCGCCUGGUUGCCCUGGGGCUCGGAUAUCACCGUCGGCAAUAUGGACCUCGACAUUCUUCUCACUAAGGCCCUCAAGCUGUACGACCCCAGCCAGACCCGGAUGCGUCUUUGGGGUUGGGAGUACUGCGAUAAUGACGGGCAGUUUGGUGUGAAGAAUCGCAUCAAGUUGAGUGAGAACUGGAUUGGCUCUGUUUGCUAUUGUUUGGCCAUACUAUUGGCCAAGCAACUGCGUAAGAUGAUCAAAUGGAUUGAUGAAUCAGAAAAUGCGGUUCUAUGCCACAAUACAUGGAGGUGCCAUAGAUGAG
Messenger RNA from Colletotrichum godetiae, 1163 nucleotides. RefSeq lists its product as uncharacterized. The transcript has 2 exons. The record is from RefSeq and is a predicted model, not a curated record. Lineage: Eukaryota; Fungi; Ascomycota; Sordariomycetes; Glomerellales; Glomerellaceae. The annotation marks the transcript as partial.